AAUUUUAUCGAUGACCGACCGAUUCAGUGGAGAUACGACAUCGUUCCAUCGCGUAGCUGGUGCAGCGUUUCCUGGAGCGCGUACAACGCACGCUGCUGCAGAAGUGUCGGAAACGAUUAUGUGGACCGCGAAUUUUCGCAUCGAACACGCUAAUCGGCAAAAUUACCCGCGGACCCGAAUAAUAAUCUCGGCCGAUAUAAUGGAAGAUUCUAGCCUCUUGUUCGAACUGUAUUGUACAUUUCGUAAAUACGUGCGCGCGUAACGGGUGCGUACGAAAGUACCGCGUGUCGCUAGUGAAAACGAAGUCAAGUUCUCGGAAAAUAAAAUUCGUCCGUGCUUUCGAAACGAUUGUCAACGUGAAAGUGAGGCGGAUAAUUAGUGCCAGUGCGCCGAAUUGAACGCGUCGUGUAAAUCUGAAAUGGAAAACCAUUCCAACGGAGAUAACGACCUAAUAGGUAGCGCAAUGGACGCCGAGGCAGCCCUCCUCGACGUCUCGCCGACUCUCUCGGUAAUAUCUUCCCCCGAUUUGACGGAAUCCACGUACCCCGGCGGCGCCGUAUCCGUGUCGUUCUCCGCCUCCCCCCAAACACCGGGGUACAAAAAAGUACACGAGGAAAAUUUGACACCCAGACCGACACCGAGACAUCCGGCACCUCCGAAAAAACCGAAACUCAGGAUACGACUGCCCUACUUGAUGAUCUGCGUAAGCUUGAUCGAGAUAUACGUACAUUGCUUGGGCGACGAAGCCGUUCUACGACGAUGGCUCGUUUACGAUCCUCGACAACGUGUUCAAGCAUGGAGAUUCGCCUCGUACAUGUUACUGCACUCGAAUAUUCUACAUCUAUCGCUAAACGUCGUCAUUCAGUUGGUUCUCGCCGCCCCUCUAGAGGUUGAACAGGGGUGGCUCGGCGUAGCGGCAGUUUACCUGGGCGGUGGGAUAUGCGGCGCUCUAGGUGCUUCUCUUCUUCAACCGAGUCUUUAUCUCGUCGGAGCUUCGGCCGGCGUCUACGCUCUCCUCACGAGUCACCUGGCCCAUUUAUACCUGUGCCACGGGGAACUUCGAUACGCGGGUUGGCGCCUUGGAGCAGUUUUUCUUUUAGCCGGCGCGGACGUAGCUUCGGUACCUGUACCGGCACUUUUGGGUUACGGAAGGGUUGGUUGGGCAGCGCACGUCGCCGGUGCUUUGGCCGGCCCUCUCUUGGGACUGGCAAUAUUUCCAAAUCAGAGCAAAAAGGAUUCUAGGGGUAGAAAGUUCGUGCGCUUCGUAAGGUUCUUGGCAGGCCUUGGCGUAAUGCUUUUGAUCGUCGGAGCGAUACUCGGCAACAUUUACCUGAUCGCUAUACCCCAGCAGCGAAAACCCUCAUGACAAAGAACCGAACUAUUCGUUAAGUUCUGCAAUAGGUCUUUUCUUAUAGUGAAAAUUCAAGAGGCGGCUGAGGCGAUUUACGAAUAGAAAAUCGCCAGAUUAAUUAUACAAAAAUUUCAUCCCCGAAGACCUAACUCUUUCAUUAUACUGUCCUAACGUCGAGUUUUAACUAACGAAAGGAGAAUUUUUGAUAAUUUCUCAUUACUUUUUCUAUUCAUUUUCUUUUUUUCUUUUUGCUUUCUGGCCGCGUGUACUUUAGCAGAAAUUGAAUUAGUAUCCUCAUACUUCAUCUACCCUACAUUAUACAGAAUUAUUACGACGUGUGAGAUAAUUAUUAUACAUCAGAUCACACUGCACGAUUAUUAUUUUGCUAGGCAUAAAAUUUUGUACAUAAAUUAAUCAUGUACAUGAUAUGUACAUAAUGAUACUCCAUACGUACGUGUACUACAUGUAUGUAUUUCGUAGUGUACGCGGACGUAAUAAUUUAAUUUAAUUCAUUACGACUCGUACGUUGUGAUUACGGUUAUUAUAUAAUUCAUGAAAACUAACUAGAUUAAUUCCUUUCGUCGACAAAUAGAAGAAGAGACAAAAAAACAAGCGCAAAAAAAUGAAUAAAAUUCAAACCCCUUGUAUUUAUACUUAUACAUACAUUACGCAGGUAUAUAUAUAUAAUUGUACGUGUCAAUUUUUAUACUCGUUGAGAUAAUCGCGAUUCGAAUCUCAAUUUUUCAGUGAAAAUAUUCGUAUAUAUCUAUAAGACCCUAUAUAAAGUUAUGUAUGGGGGAAGGUGGGGCAUGAAACCCCGAGCUUUGUCAAACUUAAGUACGAUGAAAAUUCUUUCUCUUAUUUGUAUUGAUUUGAAGUGAAUGAGAAAGAUUUUGAUAACUGAAAAUCUAACUAAUUAGUUCGUCGCAACUUAAUAAUAAAAAUUACAUCAACAUUCAUAGUUAUUACCAUCAAUAUUUCUUUUGAUUACAAAAAAAAACAAAUUUUCAAAAUCCAGAAUAAUGUUUGAGGUCUUCGUCGAUCAUUUUCAAAAAAAUUUUGGGGUAUAAUCCCAUUUUGCCCGCCUUCCCCUCUUAUGUAUCUAGUUAUAAUCACAGACGCAAGCCGAAAAUGUUGAUAAUUUUUUUUUUAAUCCAAGCUUCGAACUUGCUGCCAAAGUAUGCUCGUACAUAUACUUCUACGAAUAGACGAAGUGAGUUAUAGAACAAAAAAUAGGACGAAUGGAGAACAAGAAAUAGAAGAAAUUUAAAUUCAUCCGUACUUCUGUAACGCUGUAAUUAAGUUAUAAAUAAUUAAUGAUCCGAGUUGAACUCUUAUUGUUGAAUUGAAAUCAUUAUCACGUAUUAUUAUCAUCGAUAAAUCAUACAUCGUCGUGAUGUAAUGUUGAAAAAAAAAAAGACGAUCACAUCCAUUUAGAUAGGUACUAUGAAAUAUAUACAGAUCAUAUAGUUAUAGGCUAUACUCGAAUUAUUCAGUUGGAAUAAUUUUUAAAACUUAUUAAUCAAUAGGAAAAUUUUUUCAUUGUAAAUAUUGUGUGGAUUAUAAGCGUGUAAAUAAUAUAGAAAUCCGGUGCAAUAUCGUUGCCUAAAAUAGAACAGAAAUCGAUUGAUUCUUUCGACAAGCUUAAUCAGUUAUUGAUCAUUUCAUCGCGUCAAAUUUUCGUAAAUCCAAUCGAAACACCAAAAACCGUCCAAAUUUCGGAUGAGACUUUGUCGCGAUUUGGAAAUUUUAAUCGAGAAAAAACUAAUUAAUCGAUUUCGGCUCCACAUUCAUCAGUAGGAUAUUAUAAUAGAUCGAUUGCAUGGAAAAAAAAACGAUAAAUACAAAAAAAAAAAAAAAAUAUGGCGCUUCUUGAUUACAAUUAAGCGCAACGAGCUCUGUUAAAGAAUUCUACAUGGCUCGCGGUGUACCGAGUAUAGCUCUUACAUACAUGUGUGUGUGUGUAUACAGGGUAGGUGAGUUGUCGACUAUCGGUAUGUUUCCCAUUGUUAUAUGUAUACAUACCAGAUUGUAUACAAUAGCCGGAGAGAAACACGUGAUCAAUUAGGGGUAACUAAACUACACACACCACACAUACUCCCCGUGUUAGCAACGAGUUAGCUGCUCGAAGCGAUAUCCGCGCGUAGCCAAGUUGCGCCCUAAUAAAGUGCAGAUGUAAACUUAUACAUAUAUAUGUAUAAUGUAUAUACCAUGUUCACGCGUACUGUACUCGUACAUAUGCGGCUGAAUAUCUAAUAGAUCUCCAAUAAGAUACAUGGGUAACUCAGAGAUCGGUGCGUCUGAUCGCUUAUAUGUACAUAUAUAUAUCCCUCUACGUAAUACACACCUACAAUAUGUAUCUAUAAUAAAUAAGGUGGAAAUAUAUAUAUAUAUAUAUAAUGUAUACAUAAGUAAUUAUUAUAAUCAAUUAUCAAAUAAACUGGCUGUGAUUAUUCAAGUGUUAAGUAUUGUCAUAAAAUAAUAUAAAUAUAUGUACAUAUAAUUGUGUAUAUAUGAUACGGUACAUACUGCACGUCAUAAUUACCGGCUAUCAUGUAUAACUCCCAAUGAUACUUGGGAAUGUGGUAAAUUCAUGAAAUAUACCCUUUAUGGCAAUAUUAAUUAAUCCACUAUUUGUUAGCUGCAUACAACUUUCCUUUACCAUAAAACCUUUGUUACUGCAUUUUGCGUCUGUCAUUUUCUGUUAAAUUUGCAUGUUGAUAUCCAACUUGUUGACAUAAAAUAAAUUUUAUGGCAAGAAUGCAGAAACAAUGAUCAUUCUUUUUCGGCGGAACUCGGUUAUUUUAACUCAAUGGCGGUUAAUUUAUGAAAUUCACCAGCGAGUGCUGGAGCGUUGUAUUUUGUUGCAAAAUGAGCGUUGUAUUUGAUGGAUAGUUACUAUUAUAUGUUCAUUAUAUUCUGAAACAUAAUUGGGGAUUGUAGAUACCAGUCGGUAAUCACGCAUAGUAACUGGAUUAAACGAAACUACCGUACCACAUAUAAUUUAAUUAUGUAACGAUAUUCUAAUCCAUGUAAUUCACCUAUUAAUACUAUACAUAUACGACAUUAUAUAUAUAUAUAAAAUAAUUGAAUCAUCCGCUGUUCAUGUGUCAAACAAUCAAAAAUUGAUAUAAAAAAGAAAAUGAUGACGAAAAAUAAAACCACUGUUUGAGAAGAAAAUAUUAUAAUAAAUUCAUGAUACGUAAAAUAAACGUAGAUUGUAAAGAAAAAAA
This is a messenger RNA of Athalia rosae (coleseed sawfly), 4584 nucleotides long. RefSeq names its product protein rhomboid (gene rho-6). Gene Ontology annotation, molecular function: serine-type endopeptidase activity. The record is from RefSeq and is a predicted model, not a curated record. The transcript is spliced from 5 exons. Gene Ontology annotation, cellular component: membrane. The coding region runs from base 419 to 1366 and encodes 315 amino acids. NCBI's taxonomy places the organism in Eukaryota, Metazoa, Arthropoda, Insecta, Hymenoptera, Athaliidae.